This is a messenger RNA of Folsomia candida, 1649 nucleotides long. RefSeq lists its product as uncharacterized. NCBI's taxonomy places the organism in Eukaryota, Metazoa, Arthropoda, Collembola, Entomobryomorpha, Isotomidae. Bases 159 to 1520 code for a protein of 453 amino acids. Gene Ontology annotation, molecular function: protein binding. The record is from RefSeq and is a predicted model, not a curated record. The transcript has 5 exons.
UUGAAUACAUAAAAUUCUGUAAUUAUUUGUAACAAUUAAACAAAAUUGUUUCAAAAUCACCAUCAUAACAAGACAGCCCGCUGUAUAAACGGAGCAAGAUUUAUGCAUGAUACCCAAAAACAGGACCGAAAACUGAAUAUAACGGAUUUUACAUAAAUAUGCCACGAAAGAAGAAAUCCACUUCUCCCCAAAUACUUAACACUCCUCCCCUCAACACAGAUGUGAUUUCCGCCAUCUGUUCCUGGCUGCGUGUCCGAGACGUGAAAAACUGUCGCCUCGUCUCACACGACUGGAACAUCGCGGCCAAACCGGUCCUCAAACGUAAAAGUGUGAUUAACCUUCCCUGUUCCUUUCACCAAUCAGACGCCGUUCGAAAUGAGAGGUUUCAAAGAGAAAUGGCCUCCUUCGGACAGCUCCACCAUGUCCACAUUAAGCUCAGCAAGUGGUCCAGCCGUCCCAUCGUGAAGAGAACGAAUGAUAUUUGUCCAAGGGAUGCUCACUUUUUCACGAAAUACCUGUCCCCUCAAAAGCUCGGGAUAACUGGGAAAAUUUUUUCUGUCUUGAUUUCACAAUUUUUUGAACAGGUCCUCCUCAAUCCGUCCGCCAACUUGGUCCAAGUCGAGUUAGGUCUGCAUGUCGAUGACGAUUAUAUUAAGGGGGACGACCCCUUAAGAGAAUUUUGCACCGGGAAAGUGUUCCCCACAGUGAAGAGGCUGGACCUGCCAUUUUCCAGGGAAAAUUGGUCACUCGGGAAGGUUAAGGUGCCACAAAUUUUGGCCGCUUUUCCAAACGUUGAAGAACUCCGGGUUGAUUCGGACCUCCUGCCGGUUUUGUUUGUGAAGGGGGGUUCAUCCCCAAGAUUCUUGUCCAAAUUGUGGGUCACCGGUUGUAUGUCGGGCUCCAAGUGUUCUGCCAUCCUAAAUUUGACCCAGCCCCUUAAGCACCUCCACAUCGAGGAAGCCUGCGACCCUGACGAAUACGACUGGAAAACUGUUCGCGAUGUUGGCAUUUCCGCCUCAUUGUACGCCGUCCUCUUCAAACAUCGCCACACUCUGGAAUAUCUCGACCUCGGAAUGGCCAAACUGCGGGCCGGCUCGGAAACCUGGAAAUUCCCAAGUUUUCCUAACUUGAAGCGAUUAAACGUCAUGAAAGGUUUCUAUUCCCACGACGACCAUGGUGUUAGUUUCGAUUCGGAAAUUUUAAAUUAUUCAGAAACAUUUCCAAAGCUUGAGGAGUUGCAGUUCACCCCCUGGAAUGGAAAUUGGACGCCCUAUUUCCAGUCCUUCUUUCCCGAAAAGCUUCAAAUUUGCGUAAGCGUGACCCGACUCGACAUUUCGGAUGAGAAGGAACACGCCAAUUUUAUUGACAUGUUUAGAGAACGCCACCAGGGGAAAAUUAACUCCAGAUUUGCCCGAAUUUUAAAUUUGUUUCCAAAUGCGGACAACCUCUUUAUGCAGGAAUUGAAAGGUUAUUUGGUAAAGAAGGGACAUAUUGGUUUAGUGGAGAAUUCUUGCCUUUAAACUCAUCAAAGGGUAUGUAGCAAUAUUCAAAAUCCGAAAAUAAUUGAUACUUAUUGUUGCUCCAAAAUCAUGUUAAACAUGUAAAAUUUAUCAAAAGCUGUUAUUUAUAUUCUAAAAAUAUAUUUAGUU